AUGGCUUCAUCCGCGGAGACAGAGAGUUCCCUCACACCGGUGGAUUUCAUUCAGCUGCAACAUUAUAUGGACGAUAGCAAUAAAAGAGUAAAAGAUGUGAUAAAACACUUUCAUCCUGGAGGUAAACUGGCCCAGCACACGUUUGGAGAGUGUCUGGAUGAGGGCGGCUUCUCUCUCUUCAUGAAAACAUACCUGGAUGUCCGGGACGUUCCCUCGGAUUUCUGUAAACGACUCUUUGGGUAUUUUAAACACACGGAUCACAAUGGAGCAGGGAGCUGUCAGCUGCAGAGAGGAGAAGUGAGCAGAGAUGAAGUCACAAAAGUCCCAAUGUGCUCCUUUUUGCUCCGACACCCAUCACCUCCAACACCCAUCACCUCCGACACCCAUCACCUCCAACACCCAUCACCUCUGGCACCCAUCACCUCCGACACCCAUCACUUCCGACACCCAUCACCUCCGACACCCAUCACCUCCGACACCCAUCACCUCCGACACCCAUCACCUCCGACACCCAUCACCUCCGACACCCAUCACCUCCGACACCCAUCACCCCCGACACCCAUCACCUCCAACACCCAUCACCUCCGACACCCAUCACCUCCGACACCCAUCACCUCCGACACCCAUCACUUCCGACACUCAUCACCUCCGACACCCAUCACCUCCGACACCCAUCACCUCCGACACCCAUCACUUCCGACACUCAUCACCUCCGACACCCAUCACCUCCGACACCCAUCACCUCCGACACCCAUCACUUCCGACACCCAUCACCUCCGACACCCAUCACCUCCGACACCCAUCACCUCCGACACCCAUCACCUCCAACACCCAUCACUUCCGACACCCAUCACCUCCGACACCCAUCACCUCCGACACCCAUCACCUCCGACACCCAUCACUUCCGACACCCAUCACUUCCGACACUCAUCACCUCCGACACCCAUCACCUCCGACACCCAUCACCUCCGACACCCAUCACCUCCAACACCCAUUACUUCCGACACCCAUCACCUCCGACACCCAUCACCUCCGACACCCAUCACCUCCGACACCCAUCACCUCCAACACCCAUCACCUCCGACACCCAUCACCUCCAACACCCAUCACCUCCGACACCCAUCACCUCCGACACCCAUCACCUCCAACACCCAUCACCUCCGACACCCAUCACCUCCAACACCCAUCACCUCCAACACCCAUCACCUCCAACACCCAUCACCUCCGACACCCAUCACCUCCAACACCCAUCACCUCCGACACCCAUCACCUCACUAUAUCCCGACAAAGCUCAGAGAUUUCAUAUCACUAACUACGUACAGUGGAGUCUUCCUUCGGGACGUGUCUUGUUAUUUUUCUGUUCUGGAGGACGGACAGCCGCGAGACAAACUUGAAUUUACAUUUAAACUCUACGACAAAGACAACAACGGCCUCCUGGACAGUUCUGAGGUGGAUCGGAUCAUUACUCAAAUGAUGAGAGCCGCGAACUACCUCGGCUGGGACGUGACUGAGAUCAAACCUAUGCUGAAGGACAUGAUGAAGGCCAUCGACGUGGACGACAGCGGCACCGUGACUCUGGAGGAGUGGGUCAAAGGAGGAAUGAACAACGUCCCGCUGCUGGUGCUGCUGGGACUCAAGAUGGUGGAGAAGGACGGGCAGCACACCUGGAGGAUGCAACACUUCAACAAGCCGACGUACUGCGCCGUGUGUGAGAGCAUGUUGCUGGGCCUGGCCAAACAGGGCCUCUGCUGCACCUGCUGCAAAUACACAGUCCAUAACCAGUGUGCCAACAAGAACCCUGAACCCUGCGCUCGCACCUACGUCAAGUCCAAAAACGAGAUUGGUGUUCCGUCUCACGAAUGGAUCAGGGCCGACUGCAAAUCCAACAAGUGUGAAGUUUGCCACAAGAAAAUCAAAGCGUUGGGAGGACGGAGCUGCAUUUGGUGCCAUGAGCUCCGUCACGAUGAGUGUGUGGUCAUCGGCAUCAAGCGCUGUGACUGUGGAGCGCAGAGAGACCACAUCCUGCCUCCCUGGGCCAUCUUUCCCGCCUCUGUGGUCGCACAGGCACAAGCCAGACCUCUACGGAACCGGCUCGGCCAGCCGAACGCAACGGUGUAA
Knipowitschia caucasica is the source of this 2118-nucleotide messenger RNA. Lineage: Eukaryota; Metazoa; Chordata; Actinopteri; Gobiiformes; Gobiidae. The record is from the annotation of a GenBank genome assembly.